This is a messenger RNA of Lingula anatina, 3415 nucleotides long. RefSeq lists its product as uncharacterized. The record is from RefSeq and is a predicted model, not a curated record. NCBI's taxonomy places the organism in Eukaryota, Metazoa, Brachiopoda, Lingulata, Lingulida, Lingulidae.
AUUGGCUGUGGGUUUCCUUUGAUGCUCGAUCUGAUAGGAAGAAAUGCAAAGUGUUAUUUCCGUUGUAUACAUUUGCCAAUUCAGUAGCUCCAAGCAGCUGACCAGGCUUAGGUGAGCCCACAGAAAUACCAACAACAAGAUAGAGCGAAGGAGUUUUCAAAGUCGUUCAUGCAUGCGGCCAGGUAAAGUUACCGCCUUUCUUCGUGAACAAUUACAGAGCAUUUUGAGGCGCACACUGAUCGCACCCUUAUGUGAGGCAUAGCCACGGAACAAUAGUUUUGAACGAAGGCUAGGCGGGAUAUAUACCGGAGAUGCGCAUAGAGGCUGUCUUAUAGCCAGCAUCACCAUAUAGAAGAGGAGAGACAGCGAGAGAGAAAAAUAUCAGUUGACUGCCCGAGUUUUGCCGUGAGCAAACUUUCUAGAUAUAUUGUACAACUGACAAAUAUCACAUCGUUUUCGCAACAUAGGCAACGGCUAUGGCGAAAGUUAAUAGGAAAGACUCUAUAAAGAAACAGCAAUACUAUGUGGAAUACCUCGGCUGGAAGGAGGCGAGAGGGAUCGCGGGGAGGGAAUACACAGAACCCAUCGUUCGAGAGUUGAUCAACAGAAGGAAGCAGCAGGAAAACCUACCUCGGCUUACGAUUCAGGUGAGCAGAAAAGAACUGAAAAUCACACAGGAGGUCGACAAACGAAAAGGGAAAAUCGAAAAAAUCAAGUACCCUCCCAUCCCGGCCCAGGAUGUGACAUACGUCUGUCAGGCACUGUCACCGGACAAGGAUGUAGUGGCGUGUAUAUUCCUAGGGUACCCGUACACAAAAUGUGCAGUCCACACUCACGUUUAUCGAUGUGACUCUGAAGACACAGCCGCCAUCUUUGUGGCCCACGUAAAUCAAUUAUUAGAAAUUCCGACGCAUCAACAUCGCAUCAGGAAAAUUGAAGCCGAUUUGGCAGCAAAAGGACAAAUUCAGUCGCGUUUUAUUGAAUCUGACGACCCCCCGACACAUCAUUCUGGUAGUUCCGGGGGGAGCCGGAGCCCCCCGUAUAGUGGGAGUGGCGAUAAUAUUGGAAUCUCCAGAGAAAGGGGUAGCUCAGGAAAACGUCCUCCGCCUAAUGAUAUUGCAAACGAUAUCACCCCAUAUGACUCUUUAGCCGCUGAAUUACACCAGAAAUUGAAUGCCAAAGAAGAGGCGCCUCUUCUUUUACCACCCAAGGACUACGAUACCGUAUGUCGGCGCCGAGGAAACCUCCUGGAUAUCGACUUGAGAAGGAGCAAACAGGAUAAUAUCGUCGGCGAUGCCGCCCCGCGGAAGGACAGUAAUGAUGGCGGCGUUGACAGCGGCCUUGGAAGCGAUUUACAUUCUCCCACAGGGGACUCUCUUCCCAAUCUUGAUUCCAGUCUUGACGACGAUGUCUUAAGGCCCAUUAUUCCCAGCUGGAAAAGAGCUUCUCAAAACUCCGAAGGUGCCCCUGCUAGCCUACAGAGAAUCUUCGACCAGAGGGCGAAUUACAACAGUGACUAUUCUGGCCCGUACGAAAGUAGGGAUUCAUAUGACCAGGGAGGCCGACCGCUCUCCCCCGGCCCGUACCACCAGAGUCACGAUUACAUGUAUGGGACAUACGUAUCCACCCGGAGCUCGGGAUCUGGAGGCCACACUCCCACGGAACCUGGAAACUACAUGAUAGGCGGAUACCACCGUCCCCUUAGCCGUAGCGCAUCUGGGAACUCUUGGGGUCCUAACGAUAGAAACUCGGGCGGUGAAAGCCCUCGCUAUGUCCAUGCGGCCCCUCAACAUGUUCGCGGUCAGUCCUUGGAUGAGGGUUACAACACCGUCUCUGACACCGCUCCCUUCUAUGAUGACCACCAUCGUGUACCAACAAAAAGUCAUGGACUCAGAAAUUCGGGAUCGGAGGACUUAAAAUUUGCCCGUGGUCGAUCGGCAAGUCCUGAAGAUCCUUUGGCGAGAACGAUGCCAGAGUCAAACUUCCGCGGAGGACAUUACCGGCAUGAGUUCUCACCUCAAAAUCAUCGGAGAUCACAAACGGUCGAGACGAGGAAUUCAAGAGGAUAUUACAAUUAAAAAUUGGAUAUCCUUUUCAGAUAAAUUUAUAAAUAUUCAGUCUUUUGAAACACCUAAGACUCAGACCUAUGUUUUCUGUGAGGCUGUUUAUUUAUUCCCAAUUUAUAUGCCAUAUCUUCGAUGACUGUAUAUAAAGCAGAUGAGACCCAUUGGGUACCUGUACAUAGAAAGCUAACCUUCCUAUUUAUUACUGGACAUCCCUCAGUUUCUACUGAAAAACUACUCGUGGAAAGAGUGCAAUUUAAUCCUUGAAUGACAAACUGUAUUGUAUUCAAUGAAGUAUGAAGGUGCGGAGGUAUACACUACGUUGCAUAAUUUGUCCACAAGAAAUCCAUAUUUUGUAUAACUAACUUAUUAGAUGCAUAUGUAUGUAAAGAAAUGUAUGUAAGAUUAUGAACUCGAUAAGGUACAGGGAGUUUCAAGAUUGUGUAUUGUAAACAUUCAUGAGUACGGACUGUUUGUCUUUAUCGAGACACUGAGUUUAAGAUACACAUGUUAUUCAAAUAUUGUUAUCCAUCGUUACAGAGGAGGGGUGUGUUAGCAUCUUCUUAAACUUGAUAUUGAGGAAUGUGGUAGCACUUUGACUUGUCUUCCAACGCUCUGUUCACAGUGCGUCUCUGAUGCAAAAAUUAAUCAAUUAUGUAGAAUGAUAAAACAGGAGUGCUAUCAAUACUUCAAUAUUCCAAUAGGCUGAUUAUUGUAGGACGUGACUGACUACGAUUAUUUAUCAUAGGGACCAUUUUGUAAGGUUACACAAUUAAUUAAUUACAGAUCCCUUAACGAAUAUCGACUGCUUCUAACCGCAGGCCACUUUUAAAAGGCACUAAUGAGGAUGUCUGACCCUAAAGUUUGUACGACCAACUUUGUCAGAUAUUUUUAGGCAAUUAAAAAAGUAGUCUACCUUAAACCAACAUGCCCGACCUUUGUUUUCAGUGUAAAAACCAAGAUCACAAUUGACCAAUUAGGCUGUAACUUAUGUGGUCUUACAAAACGACAGGUAUUUAUUGGGAAGUUGACGAGAUAUUUAGGGUUUAUAAUAGCUUAAAUAUUUUGUUUGCAUUUUAGGUGACAUUUAAAUUUAUCAGUGUCGACUGAAAUUAUAUUGUAAACAACCCGACACGCGACCAAUUUUUUCUGACAUUGACCCCUUUUGUUAAAUGAUAUUUAAAGUAUGUGACAGAAACAACUGGAUAAAAGGCUUUAACUCAGCUUGUUGGCAAGAUGUUUAUCAUACAAAACAACUGUUAUAUUAAUGAAAUUGUUUAUCUUCUGUUGAUUUUUGUCUUAUAUUAUUUAAACCCGAACAAAAAUAAAUUCUAUAUUCCUAACUCAAUGCA